This is a messenger RNA of Saccostrea echinata, 1134 nucleotides long. RefSeq lists its product as uncharacterized. The coding region runs from base 1 to 1044 and encodes 347 amino acids. The record is from RefSeq and is a predicted model, not a curated record. NCBI's taxonomy places the organism in Eukaryota, Metazoa, Mollusca, Bivalvia, Ostreida, Ostreidae. The transcript has a single exon.
AUGGCAUCAACACCCAAGAGGAGGAAGAGAAGCAAAGGAGCCUCGGCCAAUACCAGCGAUGGCCAUCAGAUUCCCCCCACUGCAGGAAUGCCGCAAGGAGACCAGGAAGAAAUGAUACGGUCCUGUAUGGCUUCAAUCCUACCAUCUAUUGAGGACUCUUUUAGGCGUUAUAUGGCUGACUAUCAUAGCAGAAGUAGCCAGACGCAGACCAAUCCUCCUACCAUCAUAGCACAGCUUGGACAGCCCCAGUCAGCGGCGUCUGAUUCAGUCCCUUCUGAGACCGUGCCAACCAACCCUCCACUGUUCCAGGAAAUUACCGCACAAGGUAACCCUUUGCCUGAACAAACUAAAGAGGGGGACUCACACCCUGCAACAGGCCUAACAUUGGGGGUAGACAUUAAAAUAAGGGCCAAAAUCCAUGCCAACGAAUUCGUUAAAUUUGCUACCCUAUUGCCCAAUGACCUUGAUUAUGAAGAAACUGAAAAGUAUAAGUCAGUAGAUAAAGAUGGUCAGUUAAUCUUCGUUAAGACAAAUGAAAAAGGUUCAUUGAAAACAAUCAACAAGUGGGUCGAGGCCUUCCACAUAUUUGUAGCCAUUUAUGCGGAGAAAUUCCCCCAUGAAAUUGGUAAACUGAUGACCUACGCACACACUGUGCAAAAAAUCGCCGACUCUUGUGGGGAUCGAGCGGCCUUACUGUAUGACGAAAAAUUUCGGCGUUGGCGCGAAAAAGAACCUUCCUCGUGUGCAUGGGAUAAGAAAAAUAUUGAACUAUAUCAAGAAGCUUUAGUCUCGGGCCUAGACUUCAAGCUUAAAAGCAAGAAACAGCCCUUUCGUGCCCAACCCAAGCAACAUAGCUACUGCUACUCCUACAACAAUCUUGGAUCAUGCAAUAAAAUCAACUGCCCCCACCAGCAUGUCUGUCAGUACUGUGCGGGAAAGCACCCUCGUCAACGAUGCUACAACCGAUCAAAACAAGGCUUUUCAAAACAAAACACUAAUAAACCCAGUAGCACAUCCAACAAACCAGCACCUUUGUCCAAGUGAAAAAGAUAUAAGUAUCAUUACACCAAUUAAGGUUGAUAAAUUGGCUAGUUAUCUUGAGGGUUAUGAUUCCACGUUAACCUCAUUUCUCAU